This is a messenger RNA of Leptomonas pyrrhocoris, 2777 nucleotides long. RefSeq lists its product as hypothetical. The coding region runs from base 132 to 2777 and encodes 881 amino acids. The record is from RefSeq and is a predicted model, not a curated record. The transcript has a single exon. Lineage: Eukaryota; Euglenozoa; Kinetoplastea; Trypanosomatida; Trypanosomatidae.
GCACAGAGCACUACGGAGCUCACCGAGUAUUUGAUGCGUAUCUUCAGUUACACAAAUUUAAGGUUUUUAUUGUGUAUUUAUUUGUAUCGAAUCCUUUUUAUUAUCUAGGUGUACAAGGAAAGGGAAAGAAAAUGUCGGACACCGAUUUUACUUGUGUUGUCAACGUUGUGCUUUACUCGUUCUCUGAGGCGACGAAUAAUUACGACGAGUAUGGCCCUGUUAGUUGCGCCGUCAUUGGACGCAAAGAAACCACAACAUGCACAUAUAAACUAGGAUGCUAUCGCGACAACAAGUACAUUUGCACCGCUGACAUUAAACCAAAUAACGAUACCGGCGCCCACAUCGCGAGGGAUGCGGCGUACGUUACUUUUCGUGAUGACGCUAGUCAUUACUGGUCUCUUCAGUUCAGCACUGAGGACGGUGCGAUCGAAUUCUGUGCCCAAGUUGUCGUGGCCAUGUUCGGAGCUGCAGGGGAGCCGCAGGACAACAUCCUUGCGUGCGACAUUGCGCAGGGAAAGGAAAGUAAGCAGGUUUUUGUCGGUGAUCUGGUGAAGGCUUUCUACCGUGUAUGGGUCGUGCAAUGCAGCGAGUUGAAAGGCGAACUUCCAAAGCUUGGAAGCCUUCUCGAGAAGGAGUGCGAGGAUGCAGUCAAGUUCGCGGCGCCAGCUAAUCAUCAGGGCGUGACAGCCUCUAUGCGCGGAUUUGAGGGAAUGUCAGUUGGCAUGCGAGAGGGCGGGCAGCGUCUGGUAGUUAUCCCAUUGAAGGCGAAGCGCGGCCGCGGUCCUAAUGUACCCAUGUGUUUCUACAUCGAAGUAUCGCGGCGCAAGGACCAGAGAGCAACGACAAAAGCCAGCGCGGGCCGCCCAACGCGAGGCGGUAAUGAAGAUCUCGCCGCGGCAGGAAUCGUUGGUACGAACAACGCUGCAGGUGGGUCAUCGCAGCUGCUUGCGAUCACCGGAGGUCCUGCUGAACCUUCCGCCACCGCGGCCGCUAACGGCCUCAGCAAAGAUCAGUUUUUGCUGGUAGACCGCUUGAGAGACCAGGUAUUCACGCUGAAUGAGCAAUUACGUGACGCUCGGCGAGAGGUUGAUAACAUGAGCUCUGACCUGAAACGCCAGCGACGUCAGUCGAGCAAGCAGAGUUUAACGAGCGCUCAGAUUGAGUACUCGAUUGAGCAGCUACUAGCCUCCAGCGAAAGUAAAAAGUCGAUUUUGGAAGACAAAAAAGUUCUCAUUGGUGAAGCCGAGGCUCGCAACCGCGAGCUAGAGUCAAGGUUGUCCAAGUUUCUGCAGACAAUCAAGACCCUUGGAGACGAGGUGCAGGCGGCGGCCGAUGAGAGUGCUGGCGAGCGCAUCGAGCUGGAUCGCCAGCUUGCCGAUACGCAGGCGAAAGUUGUGCGACUUGGGAGCGAAAUUGACGACGCAAACAGGCAUCUACAGGCGCUCAAAAACAUGGCGCGGGCGAACGAAAUACAACUCAAGGAGGAAAAAACACACCUGACGAUGUCUCUGAACGACCACCAAGUCAACACAGAGAAAUUGCACACCCUGCAGGAAAACUACGGCGACGAGUCGGCGCAGCGGAAGCUUCUUGAGUCCAAGUUGCUGACGCUGCAGGAGGAGCUUCGCCGCACCCAAGACGACGCCCAGCUCAAGGAGACGCUGACGCAGCAAACAAGAGCGAAGAUGGAAAACGACACCACCCAUUACAGUCAACUCAUCCAGCAGGAGCGGGAACAGGCAGCCAUCGAGCUGCGGCAGCUGAAGCAAGAUCUGAUAGAGGAGCUGACGGCGCGAGGCAGGCAGUACGAGGAGGCCAAGCAACGCAUUGCCGUCGAAGCGUACGAGCAGGGAAUGGCGCAAGGCGUGGAGGAGGGUCUGACCGACGCCGCAAACGAAGGCGACGUCAUCGCGCACGACAUGGCGGUGAACGCUCAGAAGUGCAAGGCGGAGGUGGCGGCGCUGCAGGUGCGCUUGCAGUCGAACAAGGCCGCCAACGAAGCAGAUGAGCGGCAGUUGCGCUCUCAGUUGGAGUCUGUCCAGAACUCCCUCGCACGUGUGCUGCAGGAGAGCAACGCUCUUGCUUCGCAGCUGGAAGUGGCGCAGUCGGAGCACGCGAUCAAGGAGGAGGAGCUGUAUCAGCGACUCACGCGGUUCAUACACUCUUGCGGCCCGGCGCCGAUCAGCCAACCUUGCUUAGCGGCGAUGAUGCGAGCUGCCGAGACGGGUGGCGACUUCGACCCCUACAGCUUCCAGCAAAUGGAGAGCUCCAAGGAGACCCAACAGGCACGGGAGGAGCGCUCUGCCGUGUCGGCGUGGGUGCGUGCAAGUGUGUACAACCAACCAACGCGCAUGCCGCCGCUGCGUCCACCGUUUCCGUGCAACGCGUCCAGCAAAGGACCGAUGCUCUCGGCGGAGACGAUGGGGACAAAAAUGCGGCUGAGCAGCGGUGCAGAUCGUCGUAUGGCGCUUGCUGCCUCCUGGAGCACUUCGACUCCACCGCUGCCCUCAACGCACGCGAAGACAAAGUUCACUGCAAAAUCGGAUGCAGCGGCGCCAACAUCGCCACCUGCGGAGUCUGCCCCGGACGUGGCCGCCCCGUACCCCGACAUCCCUUUUCGUUCACCCGCGGCCUCGCCGUGGGACCCACAAGGUGCUGCGCCGCUGACGACGUCGGCGUCGAACUCGCGGGUGCACUUUCCGUCACCAAAGAUUCGGUACCACCACAAUCUGAGUGAAGAGACCGCCUCUGAGCCGCCAGAGGAUCCGUCGUCGUAG